Bacillus rossius redtenbacheri is the source of this 4258-nucleotide messenger RNA. Its product is annotated as leukocyte elastase inhibitor-like. NCBI's taxonomy places the organism in Eukaryota, Metazoa, Arthropoda, Insecta, Phasmatodea, Bacillidae. The transcript is spliced from 8 exons. Gene Ontology annotation, molecular function: serine-type endopeptidase inhibitor activity. The record is from RefSeq and is a predicted model, not a curated record. Bases 108 to 1685 code for a protein of 525 amino acids.
AAGGCCGCGCCCGCCGAGACGGGGACAUUCACGGAGCGGCGGCCAGCGAGGAAGGUCGGCACGUGGCAAGACUUGGACCCCACCUCGGCACAGCGCAGCUGCGCAGCAUGAAGACUGCGUUCACAGUUUUGCUUGGCGCAUGCACACUGCAGUUCGCUGCAGCACUCUUGCCUCUGCGCAAGAGCAGCUUCCUCAAAGACGCCAUGGACAACCGCUUCAACUUCUUUGACGUGGAGCUGCUAAGGGAGGUGUGCGACGCGGAGACGGGCAACGUGGUGGUGUCGCCUGCGAGCGUGAAGGCGGUGCUCGCGAUGGUGCUGGAGGGGGCGCAGGGGGACUCGGCCGAGCAGAUACGCACGGCCCUCAGGCUGCCCGCCUCCCAGCAGGAGAUACGCAGCCACCUGCAGAAGUACCUCGCCUCUCUGCAGAGCGCUGGCAACAGCUACACGCUGGAGAUGGCCAAUAGGCUCUUUCUGUCGCGGGACUUAAACUUGAAGCCAGAGUACGCCGUUGCUCUGCGCAGCUACUAUCACGCAGAUGUGCAGCAGGUAGACUUUGAGCAGCCCAAAGUCACCGCUGAUACCAUCAACGAGUGGGUCAAGAUUGUCACACAUCAGCUCAUACCCACUAUUGUGGAAGCAGAAAACUUCAAAAAGGAUGCUGUGAUGCUCCUCGCAAAUGCAAUAUUCUUCAAAGGUCGGUGGCGUACGGAGUUCGAUCUAGACGGGACACUUGUCCGAUGCUUCUACCCCAAGCCUAGCACCUGCCAGAAAUCUUACAUGAUGGAGAGUGUUGAUUACUAUCGCUAUGGCAAUGUCGAAGACCUGGACGCCCAGGCGGUCGACAUUCCGUACCAGGCAAGCAAGUUCUCAAUGCUCGUGGUGAUGCCCAACAAACUUGAUGGAAUCGGUCAGUUGGUGAGGGAUUUGCCUCACCGGUCCAUUUCAGCGAUCCUCCAAUCUCUGGAGUUGACCGAAGUGGUUAUCUCCUUACCUCGGUUCCAGCUGGAUUACAGCACGGAUCUCGUUAAAAUACUGCGACAGCUUGACAUCAAAGAUAUUUUUGGUGCCAAUGCCAACCUCACUGCCAUGGUGAAGGAGACGGAGAACGCCCCAUACAUCAGCAAUGUGUUCCACAAGGCAAAGAUAAUCGUGAAUGAGGAAGGAAGCAUUGCAGCUGCGGGGACAGGUGCUCUGGUGAUCCCGCUGAUGGGAUCCACAGUGCCCAGGCUGCGGGUGGACCGGCCAUUCCUGUUCUUCAUCCGAGACACGGUCAGAGGCAGCGUGAUCUUCGCCGGCCGCGUGACGACCCCGGAGGAGGCCAAACCAGACGCCGCGCCUCCCCGGAACAGCGACCCCGCCCCCGGAAGCGCGCUCGACGCGCUCUACAAGCCACAGAUGGCCAGCGCUGCGAUCGCCCCCCCCACUAUGCCGGGGAGACCGCAGCCCCCUGUGGUGGUCCGACCGCAGGCCCAGGCUCCCGGCCGCCCCCCUGUCUACGAUGCCCGGAUCCCACCGCAGAUCGCCACGGCACAGAGCUACCCCAACCUCAGGGACAAGGUCCUCGGCAUGGACGCUAGCGGCAGUCCCGUCAACGUGAACAAGGCCCCGGGUCCACAGAACCAGUACGGACAGUCGAGCUCGUCGUACGAGGACAGUAUCACCUUCUCCGACAAGCAAGUUUAAGGAACAUGCUCCGACUUAUUUGAAAUUUUUUUUCAUGCUGUGACACUGCAACAAUCAGGGAUUUCCUGUCUUUGAAACAUUCCAAAUUUUUUUUUGACUUUAUAAAGAUAGCGGUGAAGUGAAAGAUGCAAGUAGUACUGUACUCGUAGGAAAAAGCAAAGAAAAAUCCCCUGUUACUACUAGGAUAUUUUAAUUUUAAUGUCAAAGAGUACCGUUCAGUAAAAUGUUUACAAGUAGGGCUGAAAGAUUGAACAUUCUAAAUGUUCACUGCACCUAGCACAAACAACAUAUCUGAUCUGUGAAUUCACUAGAGAUGUAUAUUUAUGAAAGACGUAUUUUGAGAACUGAAAAAAUUGUCGGCUUUUCCUUCAAAAAACAGAAAAAAAAUACCAGAUGUUUAAUAUUGAAACAGAUUUAGGCAAUUAUUUUGGCAUUUGAGAAUGUGUCAUGUCACCAAAACUGUAAUAUGUUUAAUUAGGGUGUGCAAAAUAUUCCUAAACCCUGUACUGUACAGCAAAAUGUUUAAAAAAAACUGCACUAUCUUGUAAGGCAAGAUAAACAUAGACUCAACAAAUACAAUCUAUCAUAAAGUUGAUUUUCGUCAGUUUUUCGAAAGAAAUGGAAAAUUUGCAAAGGACAAAAUUAGAGAACAAAAAUUAACCUAUGAAUAUGAAAUUCAGUAAAUAAUUGAAGCUGCAUGUGUUUUACUUAGCUUUUGGUAAUAUAAUCACUGAAACAACAUUAUUUACUAGUAUGUACAGUACUUUAUGAAAAUAUAUCCCAAUAGGCUGAUAUUUAAGAAAAAAAUAUUAUUAGCAAUACAAUAUGUAGGCCUACCUAGAUUGUGAGGUAAAUGAUAACUGAACACAUGCAUAAAUCUAUGUAUUUAGGAAGAAUGCUACUCAGGAAUUAGUUUUCUAGAAGUGAUAUGAUGGUCUUUAAAUCUUUAAGCUUAACGACUGAUAGAGAGUUGCCCUUCUCUAAGGCUUUUCAAUUUUUUCUUUUGGUUAUCUUAGUUUUUAUUGAAAAAAACCACAUAUGUUUUCACUAAACCUAAUUAAAAUGAUGCCAAAUUAAAUAAAUUAGGUUAAUUCAAGUAAGUUACAGAAUCAGGCUCAAAGUUAUUGUAAGUAAAAAUAUACAUAUGUACUUAUGUUCUUAUCCUAUACUUAAUUCAAUAACAAUGUAAUUAAGAUUUCCUCAGUAACAUAAAGACUAGUGAUCUCAAGUGUCAUGUACCCAAAAUUGUAAAACUAUUUUACGGAUGCAUUACUGAUGGCAUUUAUUAUUCAAUCUAAUAUUUUAAAUUACAAGUCAUUACAGUAUGAUGUUAUGAUAACAUAAACACCAUAUAUCUCCACUUAAUUCAAUCUUGUACUUUCAUCACCAUCUACUACGAGAUGGCCUCGUUUUCAUCAGGAGAAAUAGCAACAUCUUGAUACUCAUCUGCAUGAUGAUGAAGGUAAAUGUUGCAAAAUGUGAUAUGUAAGAAACAGGAAAUGUUCCAACGCCUGAAACAGCACUGUAGGUGCGACAUGACUCAGUUUCUUGUUCCGUGGUUUGUGAACAAUGAUAACUGCCAUGCCAAGGCACAAAAUACUGCUUGUUAUCUUUAAACUCAUUGUGUGUCUGCAGAUCUCGUGAGAAUGAUAUCUACCUUUAUGCAAACACUGUAACGUAGUUGGACAUUGAAUGGGAGAAACAGGACCGCAUCAGUGAGCAUGUGGUCCACACGUGUGCGUAUAAAAAAACACAGCUUCUAUUUGUCUUUUUCAUUAACUGUUGAUACUAUUUAGUGCAUCUUUUUUUCUACUAACAAACUGCAGAAAACACAAUGUGUAUGUACAUAUUCUCGUUACCUUAAACUACUGUUACUAAAAAAAAUUAUUUCCUACAUGGUUUGCACAAAUAGAUGAUGUGUAUCAGAACUUUUACCCAAUAAGCAUCUGCAUGCCUCCUGAAACUAAAUAUCCAAAAAUGUCCCAAGAAAGCUAAAAGCAAGAUAUCAAUAUUUACCAUAAAUUUUUGUCUAGUUCGUCAAGCGCUGUUAAUAAGAGUACAAAAUUAUUAUUUGUGUAAUUUUUUUUAUGUUCUUGUAAAAUAUUAAAUACUUCUAUUUAAAAUUAUUUAUCAAUAUAAACAAUUUAAUUUUUUUUUGUAAUGUACACAUUAUUAAAUUACUUUUUUUUUGUUUAGUGAAAAUUAUUUCCUACAUGUAUUAUACACACACUAUGUAACGUAGCUAUGUGCUGAAAAUAAGUGUAAGUGAUGUAUGUUGAUAUUUGUGAUGGUACUACUUAAACUAGCCUCUGAAGUGGAUGAAAGUCUAGGAUGACUGCAUGUUUUCUGUUGCAAAUUUGCUCGGGAAUGCAAUGUGCCACUGAGAAUGUUGAGUGAAUAUGUUAUGGUAUAAUCUGCCAGUGAAUAUGUUAUGGUAUAGUCUGCCUUUGGGAAACUAGCCCUCUCCCAGAGACUCAUGACUGCGGGCCUCAGUAUUACUAUGCUAAAAUGAAUAGUGUAAUUGUUGGAAGAUGAUGAAAUAAAAUCUCCUACUGUUGUACUUCGAGGAAGAA